AUCCUCCAUAAAUCGAGGGUUUUAAACUACCCUUUGCAGCCUCUUUGUCCGAUCAUCAUCUUCUUUUCCCCCUCUCUCUCCUUCUACUUCUUGAACCGUUUUCUGCUUUCUCUAACCAAAAAAAUGGCGGAACUAAAGAAGAAGUUAGCUUACGAAGAAUGCCGAUUGAAGAGAAUCGAAGAGAACAAGAAGAGAUGGCAAGAGCUGAAGCUAACUAUGCUUGCUGAAGAUGUUCACAACGCUACGAACCCUAAGCCCUCUCCUAUGAAGAAGGCGAAGCCGACGGUUAGGCAGGAGGUGGAUCGCUCUGCUGUGAGAAGGUCCAAUCGUGUUGCGGAUAAGCCUCCUCCCAACUAUAAAGAAGUUCCUAUUGAACCUUUGGGACGACCAAGAAGCUACAAGCGAAAAGAUUUGUUAAAUCGCGUCUAUGCUGCAGACGAAGAUAGGCAGUAUGCUAUAGGAAGAGCAGAGCAGUUGCAAUCAGAGUUAGAUGUUGAUUUCCCAAGUUUUGUGAAACCUAUGCUGCAAUCACAUGUAACCGGUGGAUUUUGGCUGGGUCUUCCUGUUCAUUUUUGCAAGACACAUCUACCUAAACACGACGAAUAUGUCACCUUGGUUGAUGAGAAUGGAGAUGAAUUUCAAACAAAAUACCUUGCGUUGAAGACGGGCCUGAGUGGUGGAUGGAGGGGGUAUGCCCUUGAUCAUGAAUUAAUUGAUGGUGAUGCACUAGUUUUUCAGUUGGUUGCGCCAACAAGAUUUAAGGUUUACAUCAUAAGGGUUAAUCAAGUGGAAGAUUAGGAGACACAAGAUAAUGAAAUAUAUCAAGGAACAAAAAUGCCAUUCACCUGAGUGUAGCUUUUGGGAUCACCCUUCUCUCCUUGUAGAUGUCCAAAUUAUUUAGGAACCUGGAGCAAGCAUCAUUGUAAUUAUUAUUGCUGCUUAACUACUCCUUUGACAUAAUAACUUAGUACUAAUGCCGAAAUAUCAACCAUCCGACUCGUAUGGUGCAAUAGUUUUUGUUCAUCCUGGAGCUUAUCCUUUUAUUUUACAAGGUUGUAUUUAGUCCUAGUUAUUUAUUUAUUGGACAUCUCUGAUUUUGUCUGAUAUUCCCGACGGACAGCAUUAUGUUAACUAAUAUGUGUUAUGAGACAUUCAAAUUUUACAAAACAUUAAAGGGAGAUUGAAAUUCAAGCA
Molecule: messenger RNA, 1194 nt
Organism: Solanum pennellii
Lineage: Eukaryota; Viridiplantae; Streptophyta; Magnoliopsida; Solanales; Solanaceae
Product: B3 domain-containing protein At3g19184-like
Exons: 7
Coding region: 124-798 (224 amino acids)
Molecular function (GO): DNA binding
Source: RefSeq, a predicted model, not a curated record